This is a messenger RNA of Saccharomycodes ludwigii, 2967 nucleotides long. RefSeq lists its product as uncharacterized. The record is from RefSeq and is a predicted model, not a curated record. Gene Ontology annotation, cellular component: chromatin. Bases 1 to 2967 code for a protein of 988 amino acids. Lineage: Eukaryota; Fungi; Ascomycota; Saccharomycetes; Saccharomycodales; Saccharomycodaceae. Gene Ontology annotation, biological process: regulation of transcription by RNA polymerase II. The transcript has a single exon. Gene Ontology annotation, molecular function: RNA polymerase II cis-regulatory region sequence-specific DNA binding; DNA-binding transcription factor activity, RNA polymerase II-specific.
AUGUCCAACUUAUCAGAUUUAUUAACUAGCAAUAAGAAUAACGAUAGCGCUAGUAAUAAUAUUAAUAAUAACACUUCUAUAGUUGAUCACGCGGCUGGUAUCAAAGCAUCCGAUAAUAUUAUUUCGAAAAAACCUAUUUCAACGGUAGCAAGUGCAAAAUCAAGAAGAAGAGGAAGAGGAAAGAGUAUUAAACCUAUACAUCCCGUCACUAUUACACCCAUUACUCCCGGUGCCACUCCUACCUGUACCUCUAUUACUAGUAAUGAUAACACCAAGGUUUACCCCUGUUUGCAAUGUAAGAAUACUCAAAGGACCUUUAGUAGAUUGGAACACUUACAAAGACAUAUAAGGAGUUUCCAUACUGAUUUAAAGCCAUACAAGUGCGGAAAAUGUUAUAAAGAGUUUGUUAGAAAGGAUUUGGUACAACGUCAUUUGAAAAAGAUUCACAAGCUAUUGACACUUGAUUUACAGAAUGAGCAUAUCAUCAGUGUGGAAUUGAGAAAUAGUAUAACUGCCAAGAAAAUUGAAACGGAUAGUAAUGAUGCUAGUAGUAGCACUAGUAGUAGUAGUGGCAGCAGUAGUAUUAGUAGUGCUACUGACAGUGGUUCUGGUAUUAACAAUUGCAACAACAUUGAAAUGGUUCCUAUUACCCCUAGUUCAUCAAUUACAAAUUUAGCUAUGCUGGGUAACAAAAGUUCUAUUUAUCAUGGCACUACGUCUAGCACCAUCAAACUUACACCCUUUUUAAAGGAAUAUAAGAAGUUCUUAAUGAAAUUGUUUAAUGAAUUUUUUACCAUUGAAAUUUUGAAAGUUGUCGAAAAAAAUCACGUUUUGAUCAAUAAAAGAUUAGCUGCAUUACUAUUGACAGUAGAGAGUGCCACUGAUAAAACCGUUUUUUUCAAGUUUGGCUCUAAAACAAAUAAUAAUAAGAAAAUGGUUAAAAACUAUUUCAUAUUAGCAUUGACAUUCGGGAUAAUACACUCUGCUACGGCUGAUGUAACCGCUAAUAACAACACCACAAGAUAUAUUACCGAUGCUAUCAUUUCCACGUUAAUAAAUAAAUCAAACAAGAAAAUCAUAGAUUCUUUGAUUCUAGUGUCGUAUGAGAUCAAGUACAAUUUUUUUGACCAUCAAUAUUAUGAUACGUUGAACAACAUAUUAUACCAGUUGCUAUUGUCUAAUAAUACAAGUAUAACUACAACGUCUAGUAUGACCCCAUUGCAGUACACGUUGAUUUUUCAUAAUUUGGAAGAUCCUCAACAAGCAAUGCAGUUGUGGAAGCCAAGAGAUACUAAUUAUUAUUAUAGCGUGGAUUUGAUGUAUUUUAAAAUGCUUUCCGAUGUCAAUGAAAUAAAUGAAAAUGACUUGCUUCAACUUUGGGAAGUGUAUAGCAGCAGUGCUGAUAGUUUGAAUAAUCUGGACGGAUUUGAUCGUUUAUUCAGUGUCAACAGCGUAUAUAAAUUAACAGAUAUUGGUGGCUUGCCCAAUUUUCCUGUAAUUCCAGACUAUUAUAGCGUUGAUGGUGAUGGAUUUGGUGUUUGGAAUUUGGAAUAUUAUUUAAGAAUUUUGUGGUUAACUAUUAAUUGUGUUCCUAAUAAUAAUAGCAACAGGUUAAUUUUGAUCAAGCAUAUCGGAGUUUUAGUAUUAUACAAUAUUCUACUUACCACACCAGUAGUUGAGCAACAAGAGGAUAACUUUGACUUUAACAACAAUGUUCAAGCUAUUCAAGCAAUCAAGCAUUUUAUGAACCAUAGUACGAUUGGAAAUGGAUUUUUCAAUUGGAAUGUCUUAAUGACAGAAUUGAGCAGUAAUACUAUCCCAAUUUUGGCCCAGAUAUGGAAUGAUUUCUAUCCUUUAAAACACUUUAGUGGCGGGAUCAUGAAUAAGUUUCAACAAGUUGUUAACUAUUUCCACAAUUUUUUGGGCAAUAAUAGUAGUACUGGUUUUGGCAGUAUUGUUAAUACCAAUAGUAAUAGUAGAUACGGUAACAGGAAGAAUAGUAUUUGUAGCAACUCCAGUAUCAGCAGCAGUCCUUCAGUCAUCUUUCCAAGUCUCUUUGCUAACACUACUAGUAGUGUAAUUUCAGAUUCUAGUACUGUGAACAGUUUUACUGCCCCGGCAUUUGGCGGUAAUAGUGGUAAUGAUCACACUUCUCCGGGUUCGAGCAACUUCAGCAGUAAUAACGGCAGUAGUACCAAAGUUUACAGUUUUCUGCCUAAUAUUGCAAGCAGACUAAGCAAUUCUCCUGCUUACGACUCGCCAUCGCCCGGGGGUGGGGAACCACAAUCUACCGGGAUCACUGCUAAUAAUAUUAGCAAUCACAAUAGCUCAAGUAAUUUUUUGAACGCUCCGCCCGCGUCGCCAUCUAAUUCUAUUACGUUAAGUCCAAUAAUUACAUCAUCACAUCAAUUAGUUACCGUUGAAGACGAAACCGAAGAAGGGAGUUUAAAACUGGACAGAAGCGCUACACCCACAAUUUACAAUAAAAGUUUUACCAAUAACAAAAACAGUGCAGGCAAUUUGUUGUCCAUAAGAUCUUCUUCACUAGGGGGGAUUGGAAAUAAUGAGGGGGUGAAAAUCAAUUCGAGUUUUAUUAAUAACGGUGGUGCUGGUACUAGUACUAGCAAUACUACUACUUCUGCAACCCCUAUUUUACCACCAUUGAUUAUGACUGCACCAAUAUCUAAUACUACCAAUAAUAGCAUUGCUAAUGGUAACAAUCAUUUUGAUGGAUUUUAUCAUGCACAACAACAAAAUAGAUAUCAAUAUUUCAAUACUAACAGUGUUAUUUCACCCCCUUUUAUCGGUAAUUCCAAUAAUAAUCUUUUUACUAGUAAUAAUAAUAAUAGUAGUAUUUCUACUGCAACAAAUGUUACCUCCGCAUCUAAUACUGCAAAUGAUAACACUAACAACAAGAAGGGCAAGGGAUCUUUUUCUUCUAAGAAUUUACAAACAAUUAGGUAUUAA